CCGGUCAUCCUGCCGCCGCAGCAAGCUGCUUCCCAAGAGCUGCAUGCUCCUUCGCUCGCAGCCCCCGAUGAGGAUGGAAAAGCGGUCUCGCAGCUCCUCCAAGGAGUCCCACAGGAGGAACAGAGAGCCUGCAGACUCACAGGGCAGGAGAGAGAAGGUGGAGAGCAGAAGAGCAGCCAGCAAGGACAGAGAGGGACCCAAGAGGGGGAAAGCCAAGGAGGGCAAGAGCCCCAUGGAGACAGACAGCAGGAUGCCGAGCUCCACAGUGGUAGACGUGGACGAUGUAGUGUCUUUCGACGAGGAAACAGAGGUGAUGGCACUGCUGGAAAGUGAGCGACAAGAGGAAGGGAUGACAUCUCCCGGUCGAGGUAUCUGUGAGUGGCUUCUUACCAUCUUGUCCCUUCUCUUCAUCAUAUUAACCUUCCCCAUUUCUGUCUGGUUCUGCAUGAAGAUCGUGCGGGAGUACGAGAGAGCCAUCGUGUUCCGACUUGGGCGCCUCCUUCCCGGAAGGCCCCGAGGGCCCGGCCUUUUCUUCUUCCUUCCCUGUCUGGAUACAUACCACAAGGUAGACCGUCGCCUCAAAACCCUAGAGAUCCCCUUCCACGAGGUGGUGACCAAAGACAUGGUUACCGUGGAAAUAGAUGCAGUCUGCUACUACCGGAUGGAAAAUGCCUCUCUCCUCCUAACCAGCGUGGCCAACCUCUCCAGCGCUGUCCAGCUGCUGGUACAGACAACCAUGAAGCGCUUGCUGGCCCAUCGAUCCUUCAGUGAAAUCCUCCUGGAGAGGAAGAGCAUUGGCCAGGAAAUGAAGGUCGCCUUGGAUGCAGUCACAUGUCGGUGGGGAAUCAAGGUGGAGAGAACAGAAAUCAAUCAUGUGCGGCUGCCGGCUGAACUGCAGCAGUCCUUGGCAAUGGAAGCAGAGGCCCAGAGACAGGCCAAAGUGCGGGUGAUCGCUGCCGAGGGGGAGAAGGCUGCCUCCGAAUCCCUGAAGAUGGCAGCCGAGAUCUUAGCCAGCUCCCCAGCUGCUGUCCAGCUCCGUUACCUGCACACGCUGCAAUGCCUGUCUGCUGAGAAACCUUCCACCAUCGUCCUCCCUUUGCCCUUUGACCUAAUGAAUCUUGUAUCUGCCGCUAGCCACAACUCCACGGGCAGCAGCCUUCCCACCAGCGCUCCCAAUCACCCUGAGGCUCCAAAGGACAAGAAGGACUCCCCCAUGCUAUAGAGCCAUGCCAUGGGGAGCUGGCACCCAGGUGGCGCUGCCACGCCAAUGGACACCUUCUACCAGGUCACUUAUCUUCAAACAAGCGCCAUGGAUUGGUCUGCACCAUGCCAGCCCUCCAGCAUAAACUGUGGAGGGGUUGGGAUGGGCAGCAAGCAGGGGCCUGUGAUAUAAAGUGGGCUGGGCACAGACGUUUGAGUUUGUUUGAAGAAACAUUCCGGCUCAUCCCGCGUGUGGGGCACCGGAAUGGAGCUGGGGUGGGGACGGGGACGGGAGCUUCCUCUGCGUCUCACCAUUUCAUUGCUCCUUUCACCCUGCUGUGCUGAGGAGCAGAGGGAUGGUAUAACUGCUUCCCCCAGCCCCAGAGCUGGAGCCCUAGAGAUGGCCUCUAUCAUUCCAAUUAGGCUGACUGGAUAGACUAGGGGUGUUUUUAUUUAAGGCCCCAAAUAUCAACCUCUCCCUUCCCAACCCCCACAACAUGAUCUGGCUGGAAUCAUUUGCAUUGCAAAAGCCCGGUGCCCAGGAGAAGCGAGGAGGCCCAAAGGGACACCCCGCUGUAACAUGUCAGUCAGAGGCUGCGGAUUAUCCAGGGCUCCAUACGCUUGGGCAGUGCUUGAGAUCUUCCUGCUGUGUCACUCAUCGUGAAGUGGGUAUCUCCCCAAAGAAGGGCAGCUGGUAAGAAGUGCUGGCCCACGUACAGGGUGAGCUACAUGAGACCUCUGUCUUUCAGUCCCUCGUGCGUUCACCCCGCUGGAGACAGAUUUCGCUACCUUCGCCCCUCUCUGGGUGAAAUCCCCAUGGUCUUGGUCUGCUCCCUCGACUGGGUUUGUGGGCUGCAGCCCCCUGCCUCCCAAUCAUAUUAAUGUAGCUGGCCCAGCUGGGCUGGGCCCCUGUAAACCCUUUGCCUCCAGAAGCCUGGGGCAUCAGCUGAAUAAAGUGACUGAAAACAAGGGCAUCAGACUUACAUAUUAAUCAUUCACCCAAAGGGCCAUGCCAGUCUGAGCCAAGGGAUCACAUGAUACAGGCCUAGCCACAUCUUCCCUCUCACUUACACCAUCUUCCCUUGCAGCCUUUGGCAAGGUCCUCUCACCUACUUACCUUCAUCUCCAGCUGGAACAGCCUGCCUGCUGCGAGUGCUCCCUUACUCAGUGUGUCACUGGUAGUGUCCCCCAUGCAGGCAGCUGAUGAUGACCCACCUCCCCAAACCAGGGGAGGGGCUUUAUAGCUGUUCCUGGUCUUUUACACCUCUAGGCUUUCAGCCCUAGCACCCCCUCUGCCUGGUGCCUGGAGAACAGCAUCUUCCCACGUAAUAACCCCAACCAGUGUCAUCUUAACUCCCUUGAAGCUGUUUACCCCAGGUGGCUUAUCCCAACUAUUGCUUCAUUUCCUGCUUGUUUACCCCUAAGAGCCUCCUUUGACUGUACCCCAGACAGAUGGACAGGCUAAUGCCAAGCAGGUAAACUGAGGCACAUAGGGUGUUCAUGAAAGCUAAUGCAGAUAGCUCCCACAGUCUCCACCUGUGCAGCCGAAGCAUUGAUUGCAAAGGGCAAACUAGGGUUGGAGCAGUAAGUGGGCAGCCCCUGGGGAAUAGUGUCCCCCGAGAUCUCUGUCACUUUCCAGCUGUUCGGUUCUGGGCUGAGGUGGCCAAACGUGUGACGUAGCUAGGCCAGGGAGAGCAAAUGGGCAGCACAGCAGAAAGCAAGGUGGAGUCCUUGUUGUUCCAGCUCCUUUCUCUGUGUUAGUGUCAAUUGUUAAUGAGCUCAGGCAGCAGCCCAGUGGCCUGGUGCCACCCAAGGUUUGAGUGGGAGGGGCUGGAGGACAAGCUGGCGCACAUCUGGCUGUG
Molecule: messenger RNA, 3062 nt
Organism: Chelonia mydas (Green sea turtle)
Lineage: Eukaryota; Metazoa; Chordata; Testudines; Cheloniidae
Gene: NPHS2
Product: NPHS2 stomatin family member, podocin
Exons: 8
Coding region: 44-1222 (392 amino acids)
Cellular component (GO): plasma membrane
Source: RefSeq, a predicted model, not a curated record